Messenger RNA from Cannabis sativa, 1164 nucleotides. RefSeq lists its product as uncharacterized. NCBI's taxonomy places the organism in Eukaryota, Viridiplantae, Streptophyta, Magnoliopsida, Rosales, Cannabaceae. The transcript has a single exon. Bases 1 to 876 code for a protein of 291 amino acids. The record is from RefSeq and is a predicted model, not a curated record.
AUGCUUUCUAUAAGCUCAGAAAUGGCACUUCCCCAACUCAUUCCUUCUUCACCUUCCUCUUCUUCUUUUACCCACUACAAACCCACCUUAAACCCCAAUGCUCUUCUUUCAUCUUCCUUAAACCCUAACUCCAUAUUCAAAUCCUCCCUCCUCCUCCGCCGCCGUCGGAAGUCCAACGGCCUCCGUUGCUCUUCCUCUUCAUACCCGGAGAGGAACUACACGAACUCACCAAAGUCGGACGAUGUGGUUGAGCUCCCACUCUUUCCUUUACCAUUGGUACUCUUUCCCGGGGCCAUUCUCCCUUUACAGAUCUUCGAGUUCCGUUACCGUAUGAUGAUGCACACACUGCUCCAGACCGACCUCCGAUUCGGCGUAAUUUAUUCCGACGCCGUAUCGGGAACAGCCGACGUUGGCUGUGUCGGCGAGGUCGUGAAGCACGAGCGACUCGUCGAUGACCGAUUCUUCUUAAUCUGUAAAGGCCAGGAGCGGUUCCGAAUCGGCAACAUCGUCCGUACGAAACCCUAUCUGGUGGCGGAGGUUACUUGGCUAGAGGACAGGCCAUCUCCAGACGGCGAGGAGGAUUUGGAUUCGCUGGCGAACGAAGUGGAGUCGUAUAUGAAGGACGUGAUUCGGUUGUCGAAUCGGCUAGGUGGGAAGCCAGAGAAGGAGGUUCAGGACCUGAGGAGGAACCUUUUUCCAACGCCGUUUUCGUUUUUCGUUGGGAGCACCUUCGAGGGCGCCCCGAGAGAGCAGCAAGCCUUGCUCGAAUUGGAGGACACGGCUACCAGACUCAAGCGGGAGAAAGAGACCUUGAGAAACACUCUCAAUUACCUAUCGGCAGCUUCGGCGGUUAAGGACGUCUUCCCCUCGACGUGAUUUCAACGGCGGAACACCACACCAAGCCACGUUUCAGGUUAGAUAUAGUAUACAUAAACGUCAAUGGAAGCAAAGAAGGGAAGCAGACUUAGUGGUGUUAUAAGUUGAGAGCUUUGCACUUGGGAGGGGAAGUUGUACAUUUUGAUGUGUAAUAUGAUUUGGCUUGGCUCUAUGACAACAUCUUUGUUUCUACCAUUUGAAUCUUUUUUUUUCUCAUAUAUACUCAAUGAACAGAGUUAACACAAUUGGAAAGACAAUUGGGAAUAUUACUUCUUGAUUAUUACAAAA